This is a messenger RNA of Kluyveromyces marxianus DMKU3-1042, 597 nucleotides long. RefSeq lists its product as uncharacterized. The coding region runs from base 1 to 597 and encodes 198 amino acids. Lineage: Eukaryota; Fungi; Ascomycota; Saccharomycetes; Saccharomycetales; Saccharomycetaceae. The record is from RefSeq and is a predicted model, not a curated record. The transcript has a single exon.
AUGCUGAGGAGAAUGUCUGACCUAAUAGGAGAGUUCUCCAGCUUCCAAAUCAGUCCUCUCAGUUCGAAAAUCUCUGAAGGAACAUGCCCAACAGAGGCAAAAGUUAAUGCUCAUUCCAAUUCUGAAAUUGAUAGCAGCACUCAAUACAACCCUGGACGAAGAAACCAUGAACCUACCAAACCUAUCACAAUAGAUAAUGCUACUGGAGAAGUUUUAGUACGGAAGACUACAGGAAAAGCCAAAGUAAGAAAAGGACAAAGUGCAGAAGAGUAUCAGGAACAGCUUAGACAGUAUUUCAUAGAAGAGCAGGGUCCAACGAAAACUGAAGAGGGGCAUUUGGUGAUCAACGACUUUGAAAAAUUGAUGAAAGGCGAUAACCUGAAUUUUACUUUAAAACAAGAUCGACAGAGAAUGAUAUCAUAUGCCGAAAAAUUUUAUUACAACAGAGAUUAUUUAGAUUGUCUAAAAGUUUCUGAAACACUUCUCACUGCAUUUGAACCCUUCAAUAAGAAGAAUAAGAUGCUGCGAGAGUUAGAGGAGCUUAAAUAUAUGAUUGAAAAGUCGAAAUCGAAAGUCGUCGACCACCCUUCUAAAUAG